Messenger RNA from Nothobranchius furzeri (turquoise killifish), 2767 nucleotides. The record is from RefSeq and is a predicted model, not a curated record. NCBI's taxonomy places the organism in Eukaryota, Metazoa, Chordata, Actinopteri, Cyprinodontiformes, Nothobranchiidae.
GGAUGAAAGACCUACGGCAGCGUUCUGUUUUACAUCUGGGAUGUCUCAGCCUCCCACUGAAGGAGCUGUCCAUGGUCUCCACAGUGGAAUGCAAGUGGGUGGAAAGGGUUUUCCAAGAUGGAGCUAAUCUUCCCCAGCAUCCUCCUUUCACACUUCUCCUUUAACUGAAUCCAGUGGGCGGCCCAGAACCGAGCUGCCAAGGUUACGUUACAAAGUACUGAGGUGAACUGUCACGGCUGCAGGCAGCAAUGUUGCCUAUACUGUAGAAUCUCUUAGUCUAGAGCAGUGGUUCCUAACCUGGGGGUCCCGACCCCCACAAGGGGGCGCCAAAGCCUCUCAGUGGGUCGCCAGGACCUCUCCACUUUAAGGGGUUAAAACUUAAUUUAUUACUUGUUUAUAGCCUACAUUUUGCUCACACUUUUUUCAUGAGUGAAAAGUUUACUGAUAUUAAGACAGGAAAUAAUUAGUACAGAAAAAGUAACACACUUUUAAGAGCAUGUUGCUCAGCUCACUGUUUUAUUUUCAAGUGUCAAAAGUUCAUUAAAGAUAGGACUGGUUGAUUAAUCACAGCGUUUACAGUAAAUAAUCUAGUAUAAACAGUAAUAUACACAUUUAAGUACAUUUUGCUCAGUGUAUUUUUUAUGAGUCAAACGUUUAUUGAAAGGAAUGAUUGUUUUAUCGGUGUUUACAAGAAACAAUGUGUUCAGAAAAGUAAUACAAACUGUCAAGCACAUUAUGCUCUGUUUGGUUUUGUUAAUGACUUUGUUCUGUACUGGAGCCUACUAUUACUGUUAUCUAUCGAAUCAAAGCAUAUUAAAAUGUGCUUGAACAAUUUUAUCGUUUCUUAAUACUGUUUGUACUGGAAGAGAGAAUGGGAGGGGGUCGUCAAAAAUUUUACUGGUAAAAAACGGGUCCCUUGGGAAAAAGGUUGGGAACCACUGGUCUAGAGUAUUGUUAAAUUUAAAAAACAGCGCUUCUUUCCAACUAAUAUUAACUGUUUUAUUUUUAUUUUUUCAGAAGAAUGGACCUUCCCCUCUUCAUGAGGAUGCUGCUUUAUGCAGUAACCCUCAAUGUUUUUGGUGCUUUUGGAAUCAGUGAGCUGAACAACGGACACAGAUGGACUUGCCAGAACCUGCCAGGUCUGCUAGUGACCGAAACAGCUGCUCUAAAUGAAAGUUUGUUCAGAGGGACGGAGAAGAACGGGGUAGAAGGAGAAACAAGGGUAUUUUGUGGCAUUGAGUGUCAAAGUGCUCUACCACCAACUAACCAGGUGGAGCAAGAGAGGAUUCUGGGAUAUGAGACGUUGUAUGAAAAUGGCUCACGUACGCACACAGACAUCAGUUUGCAGUGUUUGGACAAGACACCAGCAGGAACUCCUGCAAGCGCAACAGUUUCAGUCCGCAGGAAACGGCAAGUUUAUGGUGCAGAUGGGCGAUUUGUGAUCUCAGAUUCCAACUUCAUCACCAACUACCCGUUUUCUACUGCGGUCCGUCUCUCCACAGGUUGUUCUGGAGUUCUGGUUUCUCCAAAACAUGUGUUAACAGCAGCACAUUGUAUCCACGAUGGCAGGGACUAUUUAGAAAGUGCAAGACAUCUUAAAGUAGGCUUGUUGCAGCUGAAAACAAGAAGAAGGAGGAUGGGAAGGAAGCGAAGAUGGAGACAAAGAGAUGGUUUGAAACAAAACGACAAACAAGACAAGAGGGAAAAUGAGGAGGGAGGUGAGAAGAAUAAUCUAGGAGUGAAAGAAAGAAGAGGGGGUGAAAAGAGAAGAGACAGACUGAGGAGAGGAGGAAAACAAGAUGGAAAAAAGGAGUUUGAGAGAGGAGUGGGUGGAAAGAACAGUCUCAGUCGUAUUCGCCGCAGCAAUGGACCAGGAAAGCAGUCUGUCUUCCGUUGGUCUCGAGUUAAAAAAACCCAAAUUCCUCAAGGAUGGAUCCACACCAACAAUGUGACAGACGCUGUGUCCAUCGACUACAAUUACGCUCUCCUGGAGCUGAAACGACCAGUCAAGCAAAAGUUCAUGGAGCUCGGCGUGGCGCCCAAGUCACCUCUGGCACGGAUCCAUUUCUCAGGCUACGACACAGACAAAAGCCUUCCUGAUGGACAUGCAGAGAAGAAGGUUAUUUAUCGUUUCUGCUCGGUUGUGAAGGAGUCUGGUGAUUUGAUGUACCAGCACUGUGAUGCACGGCGUGGGGCGACGGGGGCAGGUGUUUAUAUCCGCCUCAGAAGGGAUAAGGAACACGAGAGCGGGAAAGGAAAGUGGAAGAGGAGGGUGAUUGGGGUGUUUACAGGUCAUCAGUGGGUGGAGGCCGAGGGGGGCGAGCAGAGGGACUUUAAUGUUGCGGUACGGAUCACACCUUCUAAAUAUGCCCAGAUUUGCCACUGGAUUCACGGAGACCCAAGACUUUGUAAAGAGGUUUGAUCUCAAAAAGCAGCAAGACAAAGAUCUGUCCUUACCCUCAGAGAAAAACUAAAAAAAAAUCCGAAAUCAUGCAUUAAAAAAUUUGAAAGAAAAUAAAACAAACAGAAUUAAAAGUUUAUUUUAGGCGGAGAACUAAAAACUCCACAGUCCACCUGUUUUUACUUGUAUAACUCAAACGGUUAAACCCUUUCAAAUGUUUUCUAUGGUGACUUUGACAAAGAUGUAAAUUCUAUAACAUUCUCUCUAAUUUACAAGACUCAGGCAACAAUGACGUAAAGCAACAUUUUAAGAUUUUUUUCAUGUGUCAUAAAACUUUUGUGCUGUAAUAAAAUCAAAUUAAAUCUU